This is a messenger RNA of Sphaeramia orbicularis (orbiculate cardinalfish), 3581 nucleotides long. RefSeq names its product cryptochrome circadian regulator 1a (gene cry1a). Bases 800 to 2704 code for a protein of 634 amino acids. Gene Ontology annotation, molecular function: FAD binding; DNA binding. Gene Ontology annotation, biological process: negative regulation of DNA-templated transcription; entrainment of circadian clock by photoperiod; circadian regulation of gene expression. The record is from RefSeq and is a predicted model, not a curated record. Gene Ontology annotation, cellular component: nucleus; cytoplasm. Lineage: Eukaryota; Metazoa; Chordata; Actinopteri; Kurtiformes; Apogonidae. The transcript has 14 exons.
GCGGAGUCACGGCAGUAGGUGCGGUAAAGAGGUUGAGGGGUUUACACGCAGGCUGAGGAAAUUUUCUGAUAAUAGUUCAUCAAAACAGCAGUUUGCCACUUGGGAAACGAGUCAGACGGAACCGAGAAGACUUUAAAGCAGCUAAGUAUUUGAACGGCUACGUUAGGUCGAAAGAAAUUGACGUUUUUGGAGCGAGAAACUAUUUACAUAACCUUCUUUCCCGGUACUCGCGGCGGGGAGCAGCCGGUCUUGCCACGGUGUCUGACGGUUAAGAGCAGCACCAAGUGCUUCAAUUUACAGGCCAGGCGGUUACUCUGCUAUUCAGUUAUAGUUUUAGGCAAGUUACCAGAGUGCGAGCCCAACAGAGCUUUUUAGUUUAUGUAUAUCUGUAAAUGGGUUUUUUAACCAUUCAGAAAAACAAGUUAUACAACAAGAGUCCUGCUUGUCAGUGAACCGGGUCCUAACGCCCGCCGUAUACGCAGCCAUAUUGCCGGGGAGCGCGUGCUGUCUCGUGCCCAAAUGGUUCUGUGGUCAUUGGUCUCUGAAAGUGUCGACAUUAUGGAAAAGGUUCUGUUAGAGCAAGGUUAAUAGAAGUGCAGGACUGCAUUAGAGAAAAGUAAGCGGUUGCAUGCUGAAACAGCAUACUGCCGCUUUUAUUAAUAUUAGCUGAAUUUCCAAGUGUCCUUGUUUUUUCCGUUUUUUUCCCCUUGGAAAUACUUUGAAAAACACUGACUCGGGAGUGAUCACUAAAAGACUGCUGAUAUCAUUCAAAAAGGAAAAGGACUCAUCCAGUUGAGUAAUGGUCAUUAAUACGAUCCACUGGUUCAGGAAGGGCUUGCGGCUCCACGACAACCCGUCGCUCAAAGAAUCUCUGCUGGGAGCGGAUACUGUCCGUUGUGUCUACAUCCUCGACCCCUGGUUUGCCGGAUCUUCCAACGUUGGGAUCAACAGGUGGAGGUUCUUACUGCAGAGUCUUGAGGAUUUGGACUCCAGCCUCCGUAAACUCAACUCUCGCUUGUUUGUGAUUCGAGGCCAACCCACUGAUGUCUUUCCCAGACUGUUCAAGGAGUGGAAAAUUAAUCGUCUGUCUUAUGAGUACGACUCUGAGCCCUUUGGGAAAGAGCGAGAUGCAGCUAUUAAGAAACUGGCCUCUGAGGCUGGAGUGGAGGUGACAGUUUGCAUCUCCCACACGCUCUAUGACCUGGACAAGAUCAUAGAGCUAAAUGGAGGGCAGUCCCCUCUCACCUACAAGCGUUUCCAGACCUUGAUCAGCCGUAUGGAUGCAGUUGAGGUACCUGCAGAGUCCAUCACAGCUGAGAUCAUGGGGAAAUGCUCUACGCCACUUUCUGAAGACCACGAUGACAAGUUUGGAGUUCCCUCCCUGGAGGAGCUGGGUUUUGAUACUGAAGGUCUGUCCUCAGCUGUGUGGCCAGGGGGAGAGACUGAAGCCCUCACUCGUCUAGAGAGGCAUUUGGAGAGAAAGGCGUGGGUGGCAAACUUUGAGCGUCCCAGAAUGAACGCCAACUCGCUGCUUGCCAGCCCUACAGGCCUCAGCCCCUACCUGCGCUUUGGCUGCCUCUCCUGCCGACUCUUCUACUUCAAACUCACUGACCUGUACAGAAAGGUCAAGAAAAACAGCUCCCCUCCUCUGUCGCUGUAUGGUCAGCUGCUGUGGCGUGAAUUCUUCUACACAGCAGCAACCAAUAACCCUUGUUUUGACAAGAUGGAAAGCAACCCCAUCUGUGUUCAGAUCCCUUGGGACCGUAACCCUGAGGCACUGGCAAAGUGGGCAGAGGGCCGUUCUGGCUUCCCCUGGAUUGAUGCCAUCAUGACCCAGCUCAGGCAGGAGGGCUGGAUCCACCAUCUUGCCCGACACGCAGUGGCCUGUUUCCUGACCAGAGGGGACCUGUGGAUCAGCUGGGAGGAGGGCAUGAAGGUGUUUGAGGAGCUACUGCUGGAUGCAGACUGGAGUGUCAAUGCAGGCAGUUGGAUGUGGCUUUCCUGCAGCUCUUUCUUCCAGCAGUUCUUUCACUGCUAUUGCCCUGUGGGUUUCGGCCGACGUACAGAUCCUAAUGGAGACUACAUACGGCGCUACCUGCCCAUUCUGAGGGGGUUUCCAGCCAAGUAUAUUUAUGAUCCCUGGAACGCACCAGAGAGUGUGCAAAAGGCAGCCAAGUGUAUUAUUGGAGUACAUUACCCCAAGCCCAUGGUGCACCAUGCAGAGGCCAGCCGCAUCAACAUUGAACGGAUGAAACAGAUCUACCAGCAGCUGUCCUGUUACAGGGGCCUCGGCUUGUUGGCUACAGUUCCAUCCAACUCUAAUGGUAAUGGUAAUAGCAGUGGUAAUGCUAAUGGAGACGUGUCCUCGGAUGUGAUGGGAUUCACUGUCGAGGCCACACACGAUGCUGCGGCUCGAUCUGGAUAUCAAAUGCCAGUUCAUUCCCAAGGAGACUGGCAAAGCGGUGUCAUGAUGUACCUACAGGGUGAUCCACAAGCACACAUCGCCACACACCAACAGGCUCCAGGUUAUGCAGGGACCAGUACCAGUAUGAUGUGUUACAGUCAAGGCACUCAGGAGAUGACUGGCUCUGCAAUUCCAAAAGGGCCUGAACAUCACUCCACCACUCAGAUUAGUGGGAAACGAAACAGUGAGGACUCUGGAAACACCAAAGCCUCUAAAGUCCAGAGACAGAGUAGCCACUAGAAAGGAGUAAUUUCUGGCUUGGUGUCUGUCAUACUAUAUACACAGCCACACCACAAUGGAUGUUGAGACUUACAUUUUUUGUUACAACACUGCACAGUUGCAUGCACCUGCCUUCAGGAGUAAGGAUGAACCCCUCAUAAAACACACAAUUCACAAGUUUCUAAACUAAUCAGACUGGAUAUCAUCAUGUGGACUGCAUGGCCCAGCCAGUGCUGACAUCCUGGCAGUGUUAUGGCACUGAAGAGGCUGUUACACUGUGCUUAUCUUUGGGUUAAUAUUGCCAGGACGAAAGUCUUUGUGUAUAUAAUGAAUUUGCUAAUUUUGGCUCACAUACAACUUGUAUAUAUUUGGAUAUUGUAUGUGUUUUCUUUCUUUGUGUAGCCAUAGACCCAUUGAUAUAUUUUUGAUAUGAGAAAUCAUUGUGCAUGGAUUUUUUUUCUUUUUGGAAAUUUUCAAUAAAAUUUUAAACAUUUAUAGUCCAUCCAUUCUAAAAAAUAAAUAAAUAAAUAAAUGUGAGAUGUUGUUCUUUGUUAAUACAGCUGCCUAUCCUUACACAUGUUCUAGUUUACCCCUCCCCGUUUCUCCUUGUGAGCUGUCCAAUUUAUCAGCAGAGGUGUUGUGAUCAUUUCCUCUCUCUAUCUCAGUACUACCUGACUUCUUUUAUUCCUUACCACUAUGGUGGCAAUAUCUGUAUGACAUUACUAUCAGUUCUUUGUCCUUGUCAGUGGUUAUUGAGAAGAGAUCACAGGAUUACAGACUUCAUAUCAUAGUGUCCCCUUGUAUCAACCCCAAUAAAUGUACCACUGAGAAGAACUGUUUCACAUGCUUCUUGUUCCUACUCAUUGUGCUUGUUGAAUUAAACCUGGGUUGAAUAUGA